AAUGCGUUUCACACAAAUUUUACGUAUACGAAUCAAGUGUCCCGAAUUAACGGCCGCUAAACAACAAUAUGUGCCCAAACAUCAACCAGCCGUCGAAAAAGACAUAAAAAAUCUGGAAGAUUUUCUAAUGGACAAACCGAAGAUAGUGGUGUUAACGGGUGCGGGUAUAUCAACGGAAUCAGGCAUCCCAGAUUACCGUUCCGAAGGUGUUGGUUUAUAUGCCCGCAGCAAUCACAAGCCCAUACAACAUAUGGAAUUUGUACGUUCGCCCAGUGUACGACAACGUUAUUGGGCUAGAAAUUUUGUGGGCUGGCCUAAAUUUUCCUCAACCGAACCGAAUAGCACCCAUUACUCUCUGGCACGAUUCGAACGUGAAGGCCGCAUACAAUGUGUGGUCACACAAAAUGUUGAUCGUCUGCAUACCAAGGCGGGUAGCAAAAAUGUAACAGAACUUCAUGGUUCCGGUUAUGUGGUUAAAUGUCUCUCGUGUGACUAUAAAAUCGAUCGUCAUGACUUUCAGCUAAUCCUCAACGAUCUAAAUCCAGAAUUUAAAGAUGCUCCCGAUAUGAUACGCCCCGAUGGUGAUGUUGAAAUUCCACAAGAGUACAUUGACAAUUUCCGUAUACCAAAUUGUCCGCAAUGCGAUGAUAAUCGUUUGAAACCGGAAAUUGUAUUUUUCGGUGAUAAUGUACCGAAAACUCGGGUCAAUAGUAUAGCUGAAAUGAUUUAUGCUGGAGAUGGUCUUCUGGUGUUGGGUUCCAGUUUGCUGGUAUUCUCCGGAUAUCGUAUGGUAUUGCAGGCAAAAGAUUUAAAAUUACCUGUGGCUAUUGUAAAUAUUGGCGAGACAAGGGCUGAUCAUUUAGCCGAUUUGAAGUUGUCGGCCAAGUGUGGUGAUGUUAUACCCAAGUUAUUUAAUUUUAAGAACAAAUGAUGA
This is a messenger RNA of Musca vetustissima, 934 nucleotides long. RefSeq names its product NAD-dependent protein deacylase Sirt4 (gene Sirt4). The coding region runs from base 2 to 931 and encodes 309 amino acids. The transcript has 2 exons. Lineage: Eukaryota; Metazoa; Arthropoda; Insecta; Diptera; Muscidae. The record is from RefSeq and is a predicted model, not a curated record. Gene Ontology annotation, molecular function: NAD+ binding; NAD-dependent protein lysine deacetylase activity.